AUGGCCCCUGCGGCGGGUUGCAGCAUGGUCACCUCGAACAAGACGAUUGCAACGCUGGGCAGUAAACAACACCACAAGCCCGCCAGACCUCCCAGCGGUAUUGGGCCCCCUGCUGCCCGCCCUCCCGGCGGCCGCGCUGUCCACGAAGCCCGCAGACUCGGUUCUCGAGCUGCUCUCCCCGAUCCUGCGGCAGCGCUUGCUGAGGCCCCCGCCGUCUCGUCCUCACAACCACAGCACCAACACCAGCACCACCAGCAACAACGAGACGAGACGCCCUGGAUCAGACUGCUCUGCUACAACCCAGCCGCCGCAGCACAACUCCAGGCCACGGCUCAGUCCGCCGCGCUCGAGCUGCACCCCGUGUCCGGCGAGGUCGAGGUGGACUGGGACUACGACGCAAAGGCGCGGUACCGCCGGCUCGACGAGGAGACCCUGCAGUGCCUGGUCGCCGUGGAGCCGCUGGGGCUGGGCUUCCGGCUCGUGUUGUGCACCGAGGGAUGGAAGGUCGGCGAGGUCACCGUCGUGCCUGCUGCGGCGGCGGCCAGUAGUAGCGGCAUCGGUGGUGGUGGUGGUGGCGGCGGCGGCGAGGGGAGUCUAUUUGCCAGCGUGUUCGGCGGGAGUGAGGGCCACAAGUCACUCCAAGAAGCGGAGGCGGCUUUCAAACAGUCCAAAUCCGCCUCGAGUACGGCCAAGCUACAACAACCACAAUCCAGCAACAACCAUGAUAAUGAAGCCAAAGACGAUGACAAUGACGACGACGAUGACGACGAUGACUACUGGGCGCAAUACGACGCCGCGACAUCCACACAGGCGACCCCGCAACCACCACGCACUCCGGCGGGGGCCAACACCAACAACAGCGGCAACAGCAUCAGGGACUACCCGGGCUUUGCCGGGCAAGGAGGAGAUCAUAAUGACGAUGACUAUUACGCACAGUACGACGACGUUCAGCCGGCCAUGGAUAAUCAUGACCCGGACGAGGAGAUGGUGGAUCUUGCUCACGGGCAGCGCGAAGCCGGCCCAUUGGCCUACGCACAACACAACCGGCAGGAGCCCCUUGAGCAGAAGUCCCCAGAGACCGAGAUGGCACACCCGACACCGUCACGUUCCAACUCGAGCGCUGGCUCGACAACGUCGGUCGAGAAGCUCGAGGCAGUGGCGCAGAGGCUCGAGCAGAGCGAGUUUGGGGUCAAGCAGCACGUCUCACGCACAAUGAAGAGCCUCUACAUGCUUGCCAGGGCGUCAGGCAUCGAGCGGCAGGAAUUCGAAAGGCUCGUCCGGGUAGAGCUGGACAUGUUACCCAUGAUGGACGAGAAUGAGUAG
Molecule: messenger RNA, 1323 nt
Organism: Microdochium trichocladiopsis
Lineage: Eukaryota; Fungi; Ascomycota; Sordariomycetes; Xylariales; Microdochiaceae
Exons: 3
Coding region: 1-1323 (440 amino acids)
Source: RefSeq, a predicted model, not a curated record